AUGCAAUCUGGUGGCCGCUUGGCUCAGGUGCACGCCUACAUCCGGGAGCACCAGUCCGAGGGGCAGACCUGCGUCCUGGUGGGGUGCGCCUCGUCCGUUGUGGGCGUCAUCUGCAUCGCAGACCCCCCAAAGCCAGAGAGCCGCGGGGUGAUCGCCGCCCUCCACACUCGCGGCUUGCAAUGCUACAUGGUGACGGGGGACAACUCGAGGACUGCCAGGGCCGUCAGCCGCACGCUGGGCAUCCCGGCAAAGAACACGCAGGCGGAGGUGCUGCCGGCAGCAAAGGCCAACUUGGUAACCGAGCUGCAGCGCAAAGGGCGCACUGUGGCCAUGGUGGGUGACGGGAUCAAUGACUCGCCUGCGCUGGUGGCCGCCGAUGUGGGCAUGGCCAUCGGCUCGGGCACGGACACCGCCAUCGAAGCCGCAGACUACGUGCUCAUGCGCAACGACCUCGAGGACGUCCUGGUGGCCAUUGACCUGUCCUGGAAGACCUUCGCCAGGAUCCAGCUCAAUUUCGUGUGGGCCUUUGGCUACAACAUCCUGAUGAUCCCCCUCGCCGCCGGCGUGCUGUACCCAGCGUUCCAGAUACAGCUACCGCCGUGGGUGGCGGGCGGCGCCAUGGCCCUCAGCUCCGUGACCGUGGUGUGCUCGUCGCUGCUGCUGAGGAGGUACACGAAGCCCAAGGGGGUGUUGAGGGACGUUUUCAUUGAGUAA
Molecule: messenger RNA, 714 nt
Organism: Ostreobium quekettii
Lineage: Eukaryota; Viridiplantae; Chlorophyta; Ulvophyceae; Bryopsidales; Ostreobiaceae
Source: the annotation of a GenBank genome assembly